UCCAAUACUAACUACCGUUGCUCCCAGGUGAAUGCCAAACAAACCGAUUUCAAUCGUCCGCUAGAUUUCAAGCCGCUAAAAUGGCCAAUGUGCGCUGUUUGCAGAAGCUGAUUCGCCUGCAGAAGCUGCUGCUGCCCCUCAAUGCACAAAGCCCCCGCCAGCUGGCUUCCCUGCAGCCCAGACCCUUAACCUUCCUGCUGGCAAGGAGGAACUAUGCCAGCGAUGAGAAGACAACCACCAAUCUGAAUGACUUUCGGGCACGUGAAGAGCAGCGCGAGAAGGAACGUGAUGCCGCCGAUGAGGCGGCGGCUAAGGCCGCACAAAAAGAGGCAGGCACGACGGGCGGAACAGGCAGUGGAGGCAGUGGACAACAGGAUGAUGCUAAACAGGCCAAAGUCGAUGCCAUAAGAGUCAAGAUACUGGACGCCGCCCUGCAGCAUGUCCCACAGCACGGCUGGACACGACAGGCCAUUGUCCAGGGCGCCGAGGACAGUGGCUAUCCCAGCGUGAUUCACGGCAUGUUCCCCGAAGGCGGCUUUGCCCUGGUCUCCCACUUCAACGGCAAGUGUAAUGCCCAGCUGGUUGCAAGCCUGGAGCAAAAGACAGAUAGUGGUAAGCUGGAGGUGGAGAAUCCUCUGGACUUUCUGGUGCAGGCGGUACGCCAGCGUCUGGAGAUGGUUGCCCCCUAUAAGGCGCAGUGGCCGCAGGCGAUGGGUUUGAUAGCGCAGCCGCAAAAUGCGCCCACAGCUCUGGCCCAGGUGCUGACCCUGGUGGAUGACAUAUGUUACUAUUCCGGGGAUCGAUCCGUUGAUUUUGGUUGGUACACCAGACGAGUGGGUUUGGCCACCAUCAUGAAGAUGACUGAGCUGUACUUCCUGCAGGAUACCUCACCAGGAAAUGCCCAGACCUGGGAGUUCCUUAAGAACCGCAUGGACGAGGCUGUACAGCUGCAGAUGAUGCUCUCGCAAACGGAGGGCAUGACGCACACGUUCCAGCGUUCCUUCAACUCGGCGUUCAUAACGGCGCGUAAUAUACUCGGUCUGGGCUAUAACCGUAACUAGCAGGGAAGCUUAAGGAUUCAGCGAGUCCUUACGUCUAGCAAGCCGCAUGCAGUCCAAAGAUGAAUGAAUAAUUCAGGUGGAGGAGACCCACCUUAAGAUCUACACUUAUGUUUAAAAUCCCUAUGUAUAUACUGUGCAUAAAGGUAAACCUUUGUACGAUAAA
This is a messenger RNA of Drosophila kikkawai, 1224 nucleotides long. RefSeq names its product ubiquinone biosynthesis protein COQ9, mitochondrial (gene Coq9). Lineage: Eukaryota; Metazoa; Arthropoda; Insecta; Diptera; Drosophilidae. Gene Ontology annotation, biological process: ubiquinone biosynthetic process. Gene Ontology annotation, cellular component: mitochondrial inner membrane. Gene Ontology annotation, molecular function: lipid binding. The record is from RefSeq and is a predicted model, not a curated record.